Molecule: messenger RNA, 657 nt
Organism: Geosmithia morbida
Lineage: Eukaryota; Fungi; Ascomycota; Sordariomycetes; Hypocreales; Bionectriaceae
Product: large subunit ribosomal protein L17
Exons: 2
Coding region: 1-657 (218 amino acids)
Biological process (GO): translation
Cellular component (GO): mitochondrial large ribosomal subunit; ribosome
Molecular function (GO): structural constituent of ribosome
Source: RefSeq, a predicted model, not a curated record
AUGGCCGGUGGACUCGUCAAGUACAGGCACCUGAGCCGCAAGUCGUCUGCCCGUCAGGCCCUCUUGCGCGGUCUGGUCACCCAGCUCGUCCACCACGAGCACAUCAUGACCACCCACGCCAAGGCCAAGGAGGCCCAGCGUCUGGCCGAGAAGCUCAUCACCCUGGCCAAGAGGAACAAUGAGACGAGCAGGAGAUCCGUCCAGGGCAUCCUCUACGACCCGCACCAGUACAUGACCAAGGUCUUCGAUAGCCUGAGGGAGCGGUACGCCGACCGGCAGGGAGGAUACACGCGCGUCGUCCGCACCGAACCCCGUAGCAAGCUCGAUCAGGCCGAGACGUCGAUACUCGAGUUCGUCGACGGCCCCAAGGACUCGCGCUUCAUGAUGACGGCCAAGACCGUCGCCAGGGACCGCCUCCUCGGCCGCGCCACCACCCCCGUCACCGCCGUCAACGUCAAGAAGGUGACGCUGUUCCGCGGAGAGGCCGCCUUCGAGGACAUGGUGCAGCGCUUCAUGACCCUCAGCACCGAGGAGCCCGAGCCGUCAUCCUCCUCUGCCGCAGCUGGCCGCGGAAGGAAGCACUGGGAGCCUAGGUUGGCUAAUCUCAAGAUGCCCAAUGAUUUCUCCACCACAGAGGCCAAGACUUUGGAGAAAUGA